Molecule: messenger RNA, 867 nt
Organism: Alosa alosa (allis shad)
Lineage: Eukaryota; Metazoa; Chordata; Actinopteri; Clupeiformes; Clupeidae
Gene: kcnk17
Product: potassium channel, subfamily K, member 17
Exons: 5
Coding region: 1-867 (288 amino acids)
Biological process (GO): potassium ion transmembrane transport; stabilization of membrane potential
Cellular component (GO): membrane
Molecular function (GO): potassium ion leak channel activity
Source: RefSeq, a predicted model, not a curated record
AUGGAGUUUGUGCCUAGGCUACCCUCCAUCCUUCUGCUGGGUGUCGUGUAUGUGGCGUAUGUGUUGAUUGGUGGAGCAGUGUUCUGGAAACUGGAGGGGGAACUGGUGGAACAGAACCAAGUUCUGCUCAGAAAACAGAAGAGCAGACUGCUGCAGAGACUCACCUGCUUGGACAUCCAGGGCCUUGAGGAAGUGGGUCAGUUAAUCCAGUCAGCAUCUAAGUAUGGUCUUAGUCUGAAGAGCAACUCCACCGCUGAUGGCUUCUGGAAGUUUACAAGCUCCUCGGUCUUUGCUGCCACUGUUGUCACCACAAUCGGUUAUGGAAAUAUCAGUCCCCACACUAUGUAUGGACAGAUCUUCUGUGUUUUUUUUGCUUUGGUGGGGAUACCUCUUAACGUGGUGGUCCUCAACAAAGUUGGCAAAUACAUGCUGUCCAUUGAGAGAAGACUUUGUGACUUCAUUGAGAAGAAGACCAACCGCAAAAGGUGUGUGCGGGUGCUAGUCCACAGUCUCUCAUUUGCCAUUUUGGCAGUGUUGUAUUUUGUGGCACCUGUGAUGCUUAUUCAGCAGUAUGAAGAUUGGUCUUAUGCCGAAGCAGUGUACUACUGUUUCAUCACUCUCAGCACCAUUGGCUUUGGAGACUAUGUUGCUGAUAACAAUCCUGACCGCUAUUACCCAGAGUGGUACGGAGCCAUCAUGGGAGCCUGGAUAUUCUUUGGCCUCGCGUGGCUUGCCCUUCUCAUCAACCACGGCAUUGACCUCCUUGAACGAUUUAAUGGCUACAUGAAAGAGAAGCGGGAGGAUAUAGCUUCAUCAUCACAGGGCAGCCAGCAGGAACAGACCCAGGCACCAGAAAAAAAGUCCUAA